AUGGUCAAUAGAUGCACAAGGUGUUUCACAAAUACAUGUGCGAGCUUUUCUCCAUGUGAAAAUGACGCUGUCGUCGGGAAAUACAGCAAUAUCAAGGUCAAGGACAACUCCCUGCGCCCAACCCUUCACAAUUCAGCGAACGAGAGUCUGAGUUUGUGUGGGUUUUCGCACAACUACCAGCGAAGGCGUGUAAAUGGAGACGCCUGGGAUGACAUAAAAGAGCUCCGGAACACCUCAGAGCGACAGACAAAUCAAGUAGCGAGAGGAUUUCGGAGAGAAUCUUCCAAGGAUAAUCGUGAAAAAGGGUGGGGAAGUGCAUUUGUGGUGAUGCAACAGCGAAAGAGCGCAUCACUUUCUGGCAAUUGGAGGCAGAACAAUACCCCGUCAAUUAUGUUGCACGGAAAAAGUGGAAAUGUGAAGAAAAGUAGGAUGAAGGUGCAGGAAGACAAGGCUGCUUUUAUCUUGGAAUACGCAGGCAUUGCUGCAGAAGCAGAACCGAUGAUGCGAGAAGAGAUCCAGAAAAAGCCCCUGGCAUAUGGUAAUAAUCGUAACACGUGGUCCUUCGAGCCGGAUUUGUGGAUAAUAUCUAACAUCUUAUUUGCCUAUUCCAGCUCAAGCCACAGUCCUGCCAAUCAGAAGAAUCUGCCAGACUGCCUGAAGAUGUCCACACACGUGCGCAGCGCCUACAAGGGACAAUUGACGAAGCUCAACUCCCAACUCGCUACUUAUGAGGCCCUGCCUGUGAAGUUGGAACAGACUGGAGCGCGCUGGGAUCUCAGCCACCUGCUGGACACCGUCGACAAGAUCCGCCAACGCUACACGGCGGUGCAGGAGACGAUCAUCAACAAUGCUGACGAUCACACGCGCCCAGGAGAAGUCAAUGAGUUGACGAUGUUCCUCGAUGAGUUGGACAAGAGCGAGGAGAGGCUGCGCCAGUUGAUCAUGGCUGUGAAGCCACCAGAAGAGGAGCGAGGAAACCUGCUGUCGUCUACCAUCCAGAACUACGUCGUCGAGGAUGGCCGAGUUGAUCGGAUUCUGGAAGGAUUCCAGAAGAUGGUGGACAGCAUGAAUGAGAGCCACUCGUCCGGUGCAGAAUCGAUGCCCUACACGAAGCUGGAGGCAGUCAAAAUUCCCAGCUUCGACGGAACAUACACCGACUGGCCCUCGUUCAAGGAUCUUUUCCUCAGCCUGGUGGACAUGAACACUAGGCUUACCAAGACGCAGAAGUUCCACUACCUGAAGACUUCGCUUACUGGACGUGCCAAAGAAGUCAUCGCCCAUCUGCCCAUGGUUGAGAGCAGCUACGUCCUGGCCUGGGACGCCAUCAAGGCACGCUACGAGUGUCAGCGCACGAUCAUCAAAGGCCACAUCGAUCGCUUCAAGAGCUUGGCGCCUGUAACAACGCCCCGAGCGGAGGAUCUGAGGAGGAUUUAUGACGUCGCGACAACUUCCAUCGAUGCUUUGGAUUCCCUCGCAGUCUCGGAUCGGGAUCCAUGGAUCAUCCACGAGAUUGUCAGCAAGCUGGACGCGGAGACUCAACAAACCUGGUCGAGAAAGCAGAGCGACAAGCCUACCUGGGACGAGUUCAAGUCAUUGCCUGCUGCUGCAAGGCUCGAAACUGUUCAGCAAUUGAAUCUUUGCAUUAAUUGUUUGUCAGAAAGUAGAUCCAGUCACACAGUCGAUAAUUGUUCUUAUCCGCACUGUAAACAUUGCCAAAAACCGCACAACUAUUGGGUACAUGACGCUCUCACUCCCGUCCCCUCCACCCAUCUCGCUUCAACCAGUGCUGACCCGCAUGAUGCCACUGGAAACCCGUCCACUGAGAAGGCCCCCUUUCUGCGUGACCCGAAAUCUUUGAGUAGUUUUGUUCCGUCAACGCUCAAGAUCAACAGUCAGAUUGGUUGUCGUGCCCUUCUCAAGACCACCCUUGUCAAGAUCCGUGAUGCCCAUGACAAUCUCCAUGUGUGUCGCGCUUUACUGGAUUUCGGGUCGGAAAUCUCCGUAAUGACGUCGGACUUAUGCCAGCGAUUGCGCCUGAAGACUCAACGCUCCCCGUUCUGCAAGAUUGAGGGCUUCCAAGGCCAAGUCACCAGCAUUAAGCAUCAGGCGGACGCCAUAUUGGUUCCUCCUAUGGGUCCAACGCUUAAGCUGCAGUGCCAAGUCGCGUCAAAGAUUUCCUCGGAUCUGCCUUCAUGGCGCAUAAGUCCAUCCGAAUUCUCGUUGCCACCCAAUCUCACGCUGGCCGAUCCCAAGUGGUUUGAGUCCCGCCCUGUUGAGAUGUUGAUUGGAGCUGGCCAUGAAGACGACAUCAUGUUAAACGAGGUGUACCGCUUGGGCAAUGGAUCACCCUCACUGCACAACACAAUCUUUGGCUGGGUAGUUGGCGGCAAGCUGUCGAACGAUCCACCAACCCCACCAUUGAUGAGUCCCGUGUGCACAAAGGUCUCCAUUCCGACCAUCCAAGAAACUCUGCACGACUUUUUCAAGGUUGAAGAAGUGAUUGAUGAUGCCGCGUGUGCAGAGCAUAAGGAGGUCGAAGAUCUGUACAGGAAGACCACUAGAAGAGCAGAGAAUGGUCAGUACGUCGUCCACCUGCCCCUCGACAAGGAGAGUGAACUGCUUGGAACCAACAGGAGAAGAGCAACGCGCCAGUUGUUCCACUUGGUCAAGGAGUUGCACUCCACUGGCUUGUAUGAGGAAUACGACGACAUAUUUAAAUCCUACGAUAAUGAGUCCAUCAUCGAGAAGGUGCCCAAGUCUGAGCUGAUGAAGAAGGCGUACUACAUGACGCAUAGAGCAGUGGUCAAGAGGGACGCCAAAUCGACCAAGGUUCGCAUCGUAUUCAACUGCAGUUCACAAUCCGAGUCAGGGAAGAGUCUAAACGACUACAUGAAGAUCGGCCCAGUGAUCCAGCGUGAGUUGAACGAGAAUUUGUGGUGGUUCCGACGUCAUGCGAUCGCUUUCAUCUGUGACGUCAAGAAGAUGUAUCUUCAAGUCAUGCUCACAGAGGAGCAUCGUGAUCUGCAACGAUUCUUGUGGCAAGCAUCACCGCAAGGUCCAAUGGAGGAGUGGCGAUUCAGGACGCUGUGUUUUGGCAAUGCCGCAUCACCGUUUUUGGCCAUUCGGACGCUCUUCCAGAUCGGGGACGACGAGGAAGGAAGAUUUCCUAAGGGAGCGAAGGCCCUUAAGUCCAACUUCUACGUCGACGAUUGCCUGGUAUCAGUGGCGUCUGAGGAGGAGGCACUGGAAGUGCAGGCGCAGUUGAUUGGGAUCCUGCAGACGGGUCACAUGGAACUGUCCAAAUGGCAAUCGAACUCCCAGAGGAUCCUCGGAGCGGUCAGACAGGAUGGGGAGGCACAACACGAGGUCAGUCUUUCCUCCGACGGACAUGUCAAGGCGCUGGGCUUGAGAUGGAAUCCUGUGGCAGAUACCUUUUCAUUUGAUGUGGAUGACUCGAUCGAGGCGUUGGUUCCCACGAAGAGGAAUAUUCUUAGCGUGAUAGCGCGACUGUAUGACCCACUUGGCUUGGUGGCUCCAGUGGUGGUCAUGGCGAAGGUGAUUCUCCAGAUGCUGUGGAAGGAGAACGCUGACUGGGAUGAGACGGCAUCUGAGCACAUUCAGCGGGAGUGGAGGAGUCUCAUUAGCUCAUUACUUCACAUUCCGCGAAUGACGUUCCCCAGACGCAUCUCUAAUUUGGCGACAGUCGUCAAGGAAGAGCUGCACAUGUUCUCGGACGCAUCGGAAACUGCUUAUGGGGCAGUAAUCUUCCACGUGACUGAAGAUGGAGACGGCAACCGAUGUUCAAGGAUGAUCACGGCCAAGUCUAAGGUGGCACCGGUGAAGAAGAAGACGAUCCCGAAGCUGGAACUCUGUGGAGCUACAUUGGGCGCACGGCUUGUAUUCAGAGUUUCCAGAAGCCUCGAGAUUUCCCAGGUCUAUUGUUGGGCAGAUGCAAAGGUUGUUCUCGCUCAAAUCCGAUCCGCUUCUCCCCGACAGGAUGUAUUCACGAAGAAUCGAGUGACGACGAUCAGAGAGUUGACAGUGGCUGACCGUUGGAACUACGUGAACACCAAGGAGAACCCAUCUGAUCUAGUGUCGCGAGGCACAACCGCAAUGGACCUGGAGGCAUCUGAAUUGUACUGGCACGGACCUGCUUGGUUGACGGAGAGCCAAGACGACUGGCCGAACGUUGAAGUUGCACCCGACGAGGUGGCAGAGAUCGAGGAAGAGGUCGCUGCAACUUUCAUCGUCGCCAGUCCGCCAGACAACCAGAUCUUUAACCAUCUUGUUCGCAAUGUUAGUAACUUGCAACGGAUGAAGAGAGUUGUGUUGUAUGUCGCCAAAUUCAUCGAAAUGUUGGGUUGUACGAGGGCCAAAGGGAACGCUGUUGAUUCUCCCUCCUCGAACCCAACUCCUGGCUUCUCAGUCAAGGAAUAUCGAUGGGCUGAACAACAACUCGUAAGAUGGGACCAAGAGAAUGCGUUUCCUGAUCUGAUCCGUCAGUUGAAGCGAGGAGAGGUCGCGAGUAUUCCGAACUCCCACUUACGAAAACUCUACCCGUUCUUGGACUCAGACGGGAUUCUGCGCGUGGGCGGCAGAUUGGAGCAUCUCGAUGAUACGUACAGCGUUCGGCACCCUGUAAUUCUGCCCAAGAGUUCGCUGACGACAUUGCUGCUUAAAGAGAUGCACAUCACGCUCAUGCACGCGGGACCGCAACUAUUGUUGUCAUACUGUCGUCAGAAGUACUGGCCGAUUGGAGGACGACAUUCAGCGCGUAGCAUCGUUCACGGAUGCAAGAAGUGUUUCGUGCACAAGUCGACGCGAGAGACGCAACUCAUGGGAGAUCUGCCCAAGCAUCGUGUUACGUUGGUCAGAGCCUUCCAUAGCGUCUCCAUUGAUUGUUGCGGGCCAUUCUUCAUCAGAACGGGCGUCGAAUCGCGAGGAAAAACCGCCAGAGUGGACAUUGUCGUGUACGUGUGCACCGCGACCAAAGCAGUGCACUUGGAGGUGGUCAGCAGGCUCACGACGGAGAAGUUCCUGGAUUCGUUCAGGAGAUUUGUGGCACGUCGAGGACUUUGUGCUGAGGUACAUACCGACAAUGGACGAAACUUUGUGGGUGCGGCGAGCGAGCUGAAGAGGUUGAUCCUGGACAAUGCAGACGUUAUUCACGAGGAGGCGGCAAAGAUGAAGGUGACGUGGCGUUUUCAACCUCCACGAUCUCCACACUUUGGCGGCCUUGUAGAAGCGGCGGUGAAGUCUGCAAAGAUCCACCUGAAGAAAGUGAUCGGCGACCAAGUGCUCAAUUACGAGGAAUUUCUCACCAUUUUGGCACAAGUCGAGGCGGUGCUCAAUUCUCGGCCCCUCACAGUUCUCACUGACGACCCAGCAGACCCUCAACCGCUGACGCCGGGACAUUUCUUGGUGUUCGGGCCUCUGAAUCAGCUCCCAGCUGACGAUUUCGUCACGGACAACAUUAACUGCCACCAGCGUUGGAAGAUGUGUCAGCGAAUGGUGCAGGAGUUCACGGCGAAGUGGAAAUUAUCAUAUUUGCACACGCUGCAGGCGCGAGUCAAGUGGACAGAGGAGAGGGACAAUUUGAAACUCGACGACAUUGUCAUCCUACAUGACGCAUCUGUCUUCGCAAACAACUGGACCAUCGGAAGAGUGGUCAGGGUUUCUGAGGGGACGGAUGGAAGGGUGAGAGUUGUCGAUGUGCGUACCCCGACGGGCACUUAUACGAGAGCUAUUUCUAAUAUCUCAAAAUUGCCGGGUGUGUAG
This is a messenger RNA of Phlebotomus argentipes, 5778 nucleotides long. RefSeq lists its product as uncharacterized. Gene Ontology annotation, molecular function: nucleic acid binding. The record is from RefSeq and is a predicted model, not a curated record. Lineage: Eukaryota; Metazoa; Arthropoda; Insecta; Diptera; Psychodidae. Gene Ontology annotation, biological process: DNA integration. The transcript has 7 exons. The coding region runs from base 1 to 5778 and encodes 1925 amino acids.